AUGCUAGUGUUAGAAGAGUACACCGACAGAGAGUUAGCUGACUAUACGCAUUCGCAUAAUUCCAAUACUUGGAAAACCGACUGCCUCACCGUUGAGCAAUAUGUCGCGAGAGAGAACCUCCUCGCGGAAUCAUAUGCCGCUAAACCGAGCAAGCUUGCCGAUGUAAAGCAGCGUUUUCCUGCGUAUCAAGAACUACUUGGAUUGAAGUAUUUUGUCUUGAAGGACACAUCACUUCCAUCCACAGACAAGUAUUCUCAAAUCGUGUCCAGUUGUGAGACAUUGAAUAGAGUUGGGUGGUGUAUUCCUGGGGAAUCCUCAGAUGAUGCCGUGCCCAUAUUGACCAUAUGUGUCGGUGUCGUGUACACAUUGCCCACACACCGGGGUAAAGGCUACGCGAAGGAGAUGGUGACCAGGGUCAAUAGACACUAUGACAGCAUGGCACAGAAGCUAGAAGAUACUUUUGUGAAGAACAAGGUCAUGUUUCUGUACAGCGAAGUCGGGGAAUACUACAGCCAAGUUGGGUACGUCUCUGCCUACGUUCCGCUACACAGAAUUGGCAACAUGGAUGGCUUUUUGCAGCAAUACUGCAAGCAGCCUGUGCAGCCUGUGCGCGCGCUCGGCUUCAGCGAUUACGAAGACCUCGUCGAACUGCAGCGGCAGCACUUCCAGACCCAGUUACGGAAGCUACACCAAGAGCAUGGUGAGUCAUUUGUGUUCACCGUCGAGCCUUCACUGGCCAUGUACCAAUGGUUUCAAUUGCGGGACCAAUUCAUGGCUACCGCCACAAGCCGCCCAGAGCCUAGCCGUUUCGGUGCGGCGCUCUCCAACGGCUCUCACGUGAUCUGGCAUCACAACUGGGCAGACAGCACCUUGCUGAUCCUCAAGGCGCAUCUAGCGGGCGACAGCCGAGCAGAAGACGACUUAAAGCAGCUACUUCGUGAGGCGGUCCUAGAGGCCGAAGCAGCGAACCUGGCCAAGGUUGAGUUUUGGGAUCAGGAGAUCGACCCAGACUGCUGCCCAGAACUAUAUGCGUGGCUGAAAGUACACGAGCCCAAGAACAUGCACGUUGAAAAUGGCUCAUUAAGUGCUAUGAGAUUGCCACAGGGUGUUGACCCUGCUAAGGUCAUAUGGGCCAAUAACACAAAGUUCAGCUGGUUUUAG
Molecule: messenger RNA, 1161 nt
Organism: Eremothecium gossypii ATCC 10895
Lineage: Eukaryota; Fungi; Ascomycota; Saccharomycetes; Saccharomycetales; Saccharomycetaceae
Exons: 1
Coding region: 1-1161 (386 amino acids)
Source: RefSeq, marked provisional